AUGCCGUUCGUAACAAAAAGCCGCCCUGUGCAGACCCUGACAGCAACCGUAAAGGAUGGCUUGGAAGACCGCCCCUUUACGAUUCGCGCAGAAAAGGGGCUGAGUGAGUGGUACGGCUUAGCACACUUCGAGCACCCAACAUCUGCACCCCUGAGUGAGUUGCGUCAGUUCUUCCCUAAACUUGAUGCAAACUACGUUUCCGGGCCGCCCCCUCCACGCAACGGCGAGACGAUAUCACAACUGCACCAUCGAGUGGCCGCCAGUAUUCAAGCCAUUAUCACACGAAGUGACCAGGAGGGCAACAAAGCAGUACUAGUCUGCUCUCAUGCGGCCGUAGUCAUAACCCUAGGCAGAGUCCUUACGGGGCAGCUGCCGGAUGAUCCAACCGUCGAAGAUUUCAAAGCACACACUUCUGGCCUAAGUAUAUACAGAAGGCAAAGGGUCGACAAACAAAAUGAUAUCACGGCCACGACUGAUGGAGCAACUCAAGGAGGCUGGACCUGCGAGGCGAAUUCAGACUGCAGCUUCCUUCGGUGUGGCGAAGAAAGGGGAUG
Molecule: messenger RNA, 554 nt
Organism: Anthostomella pinea
Lineage: Eukaryota; Fungi; Ascomycota; Sordariomycetes; Xylariales; Xylariaceae
Source: the annotation of a GenBank genome assembly